This is a messenger RNA of Drosophila subobscura, 2358 nucleotides long. It is a transcript of the gene Traf4, whose product is annotated as TNF receptor-associated factor 4. The record is from RefSeq and is a predicted model, not a curated record. Bases 284 to 1756 code for a protein of 490 amino acids. Gene Ontology annotation, cellular component: plasma membrane signaling receptor complex. Gene Ontology annotation, molecular function: protein binding; zinc ion binding. The transcript has 2 exons. Lineage: Eukaryota; Metazoa; Arthropoda; Insecta; Diptera; Drosophilidae. Gene Ontology annotation, biological process: positive regulation of JNK cascade; activation of NF-kappaB-inducing kinase activity; regulation of apoptotic process.
CAUUUCAGUUGCUUUCAAACAGGCAGCGCAAACGGUUCGUUUCUUCGGUCAGCAAAUUAUCUGAAGAUAGAGAGUAUCUAGACAAAACGAUGCGCGUGCGCCGUGCGAAUUUCGCCAGGUUUUGAAACAGUUGAAAACAGUGAAUGAAAAACCAGACAACAAACUAAAUAAACAUCAAAAAGUGUCCCAGUGAAACAAACGUUGAAAAACUAAAGCAAAGAAAUUGAACUUGCCAAUUGAAACACUUUUGGAUUAGUUUCAAGCCAAGUGAAGAGCAGACAAAAUGGUACGCAGCCUGGCCCAGUGGACCAAGACGCUGAGCUUUCCCUCGCGCCUGUCACCGAAUCGCAAUUCCAAGGAUUGCUCCACAUUGGCCAGCCCCGUGCCGCCGCCAACGCCGCCGCGCAACAAGACGCACAACCAUUGUGCCACCUCGAGGUCCUCCUCGUCGACAGUGUCCUCGUCGCACUCCUCGUCGGCAAAUUCACACAGCUCUCCGACGCCUGGAAGCAAUGGCAACAGCAACAACAACAAUAUGCCCAUAACGGAACUGGAACAGAUUAUCUAUCCCGGUCCCGAUCCCAAGCACAUUAUGGGCUCCCUUGUGUUUUGUAUCCACCACAAACAGGGCUGCAAGUGGUCCGAUGAGCUGCGCAAGCUCAAGGGACAUCUGAAUGCCUGCAAGCACGAUGCCACACAGUGCCCCAACAAGUGUGGCGCUCAGAUACCACGCAUCAUGAUGACCGACCAUCUGCAGUACACCUGCACCAUGAGGCGCACCCGCUGCGAGUUCUGCCAGAGCGAGUUCUCGGGCGCUGGGCUGGAGGAGCACAACGGCAGCUGCGGCCAGGAGCCGGUCUACUGUGAGGCCAAGUGCGGACAGCGGAUCCUCCGCGGACGCAUGACCCUGCACAAGUCGAAGGACUGUGCCAAGCGUCUGCGUCGCUGUGCCCACUGCCAGCGGGAGUUCUCGGCGGAUACGCUGCCCCUUCACGCUGCCCAAUGCCCGAGGGCUCCUUUGGCCUGUCCGCAGCGCUGCGAUGCGGGUCCGAUUGCACGCGGAGAGCUGGAGGCGCAUCUUCGCGAUGAGUGCCAGUCGCUGGCGGUGUCCUGCAGCUUCAAGGAGGCUGGCUGCCGCUUCAAGGGCCCCCGCCAGAUGCUGGAGGCGCACCUGGAGAGCAAUGCGGCGGCUCACCUAUCGCUGAUGGUGGCGCUCAGCUCGCGUCAGGGUCAGCAGAUCCAAAUGCUCAAGUCGGCAGUGUCCAAGCUGUCCAUCAACUACACGGGCACGCUGCUGUGGAAGAUCACCGAUUGGUCGGCCAAAAUGACAGAGGCACGCGGCAAGGAUGGCCUCGAGCUGGUCUCGCCACCCUUCUACACCUCCCAGUACGGCUACAAGCUGCAGGCCUCCAUGUUCCUCAACGGCAACGGCCCCGGCGAGAACACACACGUCUCCGUGUACAUCAAGGUGCUGCCCGGCGAGUACGAUGCGCUGCUCAAGUGGCCCUUCUCCCACUCCAUCACCUUCACGCUGUUCGAGCAGGGCGCCCAGAGCGGCCAGGGCGGCGUGGCCGAGUCCUUUGUGCCCGAUCCCACAUGGGAGAACUUUCAGCGACCCUCCAAUGAGCCCGAUCAGCUGGGCUUUGGCUUUCCCCGCUUCAUCUCGCACGAACUGCUGCACAGUCGACCUUUUAUCAAGGACAAUACGGUGUUUCUGCGUGUCAAAGUGGAUCCCAGCAAGAUUGUGGCAGUGUAGAUAGAGAAUCCCCCUACCAUUGCUUAGUUCUAAACGUUUACUCGACUUACGUAAAUACUGUGUAUUUAAAUUUAUGAGUAAAAGCCCAAGCAACCGCUCCACCCGUACAGCUUCGGGCAGCAGUUGGCUGGCAAAGUGCCAACUGGCCUUGGAAUGCUGUCUCCCCCCUGCCCACUCCCCUGCGCAUUAGUCAUACUUCAGAUAUGCUGGAAUUAAACCAAAGCAUACAGAAUACAUCUAACUAUCUUUAACUAGGAUUUAAUUAAGCAAAAACCCCUCUAGCCCAGCCUUAAGCGUACGCCUAAGUUUGUCUUUUAAGUCUUUUGUUUAGAGUUUUGUAAUUUUUUCGCGCGCGCAUUGCGAACACUUUCAAAAGAUCUUCAAACUAGAAACGUACGCACAAAUCUAAUUUAGUUAGUGUUUAAGUUGCAUGUACAUAGCAUAACCACGCCGCAGCACUAGUUUUAGUUGUAGCAACUAAGCCAAAAUGCAUUAGUCAUUAGUAACAUGAACUUUCAGCUUAGUCAGAGAUAAGUUUUGUGUCUUGCAGAAAUCUUAGAAGUCAAAAAUACAAUCAAAUAAAAUCAACAAUUCGAAGAAAA